ACGCCACUAUAGCGUCGGCCGAGUCGGACAACGGUUUAUUUAUUCGAUAUUUGAGCGCUAGUUGAGUUGGUAUUGCAGUCGCUGUCGAAGUCGAUCCAUGAGUCCAACUGUGCGGCAACAUAAUUAGCCAAUAACGCGAUAAAAUCGUGAUAAUAUAUAUCCCAAUUGUAUAUUUAGUACUCAAUCAAGCUAGUGCUCGCUCGUAUCCUUUGAAGUCAACUCGGAGUUUAACGACAUAUCAUUUUUAGCUUUUAAUUUGAAUGCAUUGAAAAUUAAAUUCGAAUUCAACUUCAAUUUCGAUUUCGAUUACGCUAUCGUGUUGCAGAUUUCAUAAAGCGAAUUAUGAAAUUCCCACGUCGAUGUAAAGUGAGAUGAUUUGAGGUUUGGUUUAAUUUUCUGUUUCGUCGUCAACAUCAUGCUGGGCAAAUACAACACAAAGGCAUUCAUAUCGCUUGGAUUGACUUUCAUACUGAUGUGGAUUAGUGAGGCCACGGACGCCCACGUGAACUACAACUAUACAACGAAGCCGCGAGUGGUUCUUCCGCCUAAUUAUGUCAAGGAAAUGCGUCCGCCCUCGAAGAAGGGUUCCCCAGUGAUAGUAGACUUUAGCAUAUUUGUUGUAGAUAUUAACUCAAUUAACGUAGAGGAUAUGGACUUUAGAGUUGACAUGUUCAUUCAUCAGCGAUGGAUGGAAUCGCGACUAGAAAUCUCCGAUGACAUAUUCGAGGAGGGCGACGAUUAUGUGACCUUGCUUCCAGAAUUUUUCGACAACCUCUGGCAGCCAGAUCCGUAUUUUCUCAAUUCAAAAAUUGCCGGAUUUGGAAGUCCACAUAUUUCGUCGACUUCUCUACUACGCCAUAAGGAUGAAAAAGAAUCUAAAAACUUUCAUCUAGACAAAGCUUUAAAAAUAGCUACCCUGACGCACAAGUUCACAUCGGUGACGCUCUACAAGAACAAGACGGUGCGCUAUGCGGCCCGGAUGCACGCCAUCAUUGCCUGCCAGAUGGAGUUCCAGCUGUAUCCCAUGGACAUACAAGUGUGUCCCAUUUACAUUGAAAGUUUUUCGUCCAAUAACCAAAAGGUAAAGUUACGCUGGUCGGAUUCGGGCGUAACGCUCAAUCCGGAACUGAAGCUGCUGCAGUACAAUCUGGGCCAGCCCCUGGAGCUGGAGGAGAGCGAUGGCUACAUGCCCGAGAAGGUGGGCAACUUCUCUCGGCUCACCGUCUACUUUCGCUUCGAGCGUCAGAUUGGCCAUCAUCUGAUCCAGACAUUUGCACCCUCCUCGCUGGUCGUGAUGUUGUCCUGGUUCAGCUUCUGGCUGGGUCUGGAUGCCAUUCCGGGUCGCGUCACACUGCUGGUCACCUGCAUGCUGACGCUGGUGACAAUGUUUACGGGGCUGCGAGCCGAUAUACCACCCGUUGCGUAUGUAAAGGCGCUGGAUCUGUGGAUGGCCGGGUGCAUGGUCUCUGUGUUCGCCGCCCUGGCUGAGUUCGUGGUCGUCAAAGUGCUGGAUGUGCAGUAUCAGUACCAGGUGAAUCGCAUACCAAAGGUAUUGCCCAUGCGCAUUAGCAAUAUGGAAAAGGGUCAAUGCGCAACGGUGGCGAGCUGGGAGGGUGGUGCCGUACGGUCACGAAAGGCCACACAAACGCCGACGACGCCGGGCCAGACCUCACUGCAGGGCAAUGGCGGUCCACCGAAGCCGGCGCGUCGCCAAAGCCUUUUGUCUGUCGCCUGGACGGACACGGAUACGGGCGUCGAGAAGAUAAUGUGGCGCGAGAUUGAUAAGGUCUCGCGCGCCGUAUUCCCCAUACUGUUCUUCGUCUUUGUCCUGCUGUAUUGGCCCAUCUUACUGAUGAAGUCCUCCUAGGAUUUGGGGAGUUCCAGAAUACACUUUUCUGGACUCCGUUAAAAAAUCGAAACUCAACUCAACUAAACUGAAGCAGAACGCGGACAUACACUACGAUAUCCAUGUGCUAGUUAGAUAUUUAUCUAGAGAUAAACACACAUGGCAUAUUUAACUAUUGGAAUAUAUCAAUGACUUGAGCAUAUCACCUCAGACAUGAUAUGGUAUAUACGAAGCUACCUUUCCAUACUCGAAUACUCGAUUGACAGUUGCUCAUCAGCAUAUACACUCUCUCUCUCUCUCUCUUUCUCUCUAUCUAUAUAUACAUACAUACAUAUGUAUAUAUAUAUAUUUUUUUUUUUAUUUAAACUUCUGUUAGAAUAUUUAACCAAUAACUACUUUGCUUUGUAGUUAUAUUGCGCUAGCUAACUGGCAAAUCAACUUAUCAAAUAUCCUAUUGAGAACUAUUUUGUAAUUCUUAAAAAAUAAUAACAAACUAAGCAAGCAACAGUUGAAACAAAUUAUAAUAACAAAUCCGUAUCGGCUUACAUAUAGCUCGCUUUAUGCCUAGAACAUAACUUUUUAUAAACCGAAACUCUAUAUAUACAUAUAUAUAUUUUAUUUGAUUGAUAUUAAUUAGCCUGGGAUUGACUUUCGUUUACUAACUAUAGAUAAUAAUUAGAGAUAUAUAUUUUGUAUGCUUAAGGAAAUCAGCCAGAAAAUUAAUUGGUGCUUUGACGAGAUAAUAAAAUUGAUUGAGAUAAACCUUUAAGGAUCACGAAACAUAUAUUUCAUACACACACAACUCGUAAUGUAAAUAAAGUAGUAAAAAUGCUAUUUAGGAAUUUUUACACACUUAUAAGAUGAGUAAAUAAUUUAGCGCAAACUUUUGAGCUGUGGCUUUAUACAAAUAUAUAUAUUCAUUUAAAUAUAUAUAUAUAUAUAUAUCUAACUGUAGCUAAAAUAGCGCACACUCAAUAAAAGCUAGGAAUACGUAUAUCUAUGUUAAAUAUAUUUCAUAAGGUUAACGAAUUAAAAGGAAAUCAUAUAUUUUGUAUAUCAAAAAAUUGCUGUAAAUAUAAAAAAUAAUAUUAAUGAUUCAUCUUCACAGAGAUACUUAUUUAUCGUAGAUCCAAAUAUGAUAUUUGUGUACAUAA
Drosophila mojavensis is the source of this 3000-nucleotide messenger RNA. It is a transcript of the gene alka, whose product is annotated as glycine receptor subunit alpha-2. Lineage: Eukaryota; Metazoa; Arthropoda; Insecta; Diptera; Drosophilidae. The record is from RefSeq and is a predicted model, not a curated record. Gene Ontology annotation, molecular function: extracellular ligand-gated monoatomic ion channel activity; neurotransmitter receptor activity; transmembrane signaling receptor activity. The coding region runs from base 416 to 1867 and encodes 483 amino acids. The transcript is spliced from 10 exons. Gene Ontology annotation, biological process: nervous system process; chemical synaptic transmission; signal transduction. Gene Ontology annotation, cellular component: synapse; membrane; neuron projection.